This is a messenger RNA of Striga asiatica, 1347 nucleotides long. NCBI's taxonomy places the organism in Eukaryota, Viridiplantae, Streptophyta, Magnoliopsida, Lamiales, Orobanchaceae. The record is from the annotation of a GenBank genome assembly.
AAUGUGGGCCCAAAGGUUUUCAUUAGAGAAAACACGGAAAACGAGUUUUGCAAUGUGACUGAGAAAGGAAAUGAGUAUUACAGUUCAGAAGAAAGGGGGAUGUCCAGACAGAUUGAUGGAAAAAUGAUGUACUCUAAUAGGAGGAUGAUAGAUGAAAACCCACUCACGGUUCCCUUCAAGAAUGAUCUUGCUGUAAGCUCCAAAACGGAUGAGGGAAGAAUUCCCUCAGCAGCAAUACUUAUGAUAUUCAUUUCAGGCUAUUUAUCUCUUAGCUGCAGAAACACUUGGAGUCGAUCCAUCAAGGCUCAAUUGUAUUUCGAAGAAGGUAUGUGGCAGUAUUCAUCCGCUUUUGGGUUCUGUUUCGAGUGCCUUCUUCUUCGCCCUUUGUGUAAUCGGGCCAUACUGGCGCUCGGGCUUCGAAGGUCUGGAUCCACUCCAAUGUUUCGUUGUUUGAUUAUGAAAGGAAAGGUGUACAGAAUGCCUCUGUAUGGAGAGUAUGGAGGCCUGCGCAGAUCCACAGGCAGCUCUUCGUGUUUUAGGAGCUUUAGGUAUUGCUAUGGAACUGUAAGUUCAAGUUACGUCUUAUGGCAUUUACUAUUGCAAAGAGACCUAAUUUCAUUGCAUCAUGGGGGUCUCGAUGUUUCAGGCAAUGGUUGUGCCCGUGUUCGAUUCGCGGAGGAUCUGAGAACGGUGUGCAUCGAUGGCAGGACUAGGAGAUACGAGUGGAGGGUCACUUGUGGAGGUGGCUGUAACCGGCGAGAAGUAGCAACCUUCUUAAGCGACUACGGUUCACACUGGACGUGAUUGGAGAAAAAGCCCUCAGGAGAGUAGAUUUCAGUUUGACCAAACGGAAUUUACCAAACCCGACUUCUAGAUAUGAGAGAGAUUUUCGGGGCUCAGGUGAUCAUUGAUUGGCCGGACAUGAAAUCGCUGUUAGAGAAACUGAGGAGUAUCGGAUUGCAUAAGGGCAGCCCAAAGGGAAAAUGGGAUCAAAAGUUUUUGGUGCAUACUGAUGGGCUAACUCAAGCUGCAAAGGAUAUGUAAGACAUGACAACUUGCUAUGACAGCUUGCUUUCAGCUUCAGCUGCUGCAACAACAAAUAUUGCUUACGGUAUUUUAUUUAAUUUUUUGGAUGUACUUUUUAAACUUGCAAUUCCUGUAGUUUGAAUAUUACGCUCUAAAUGAGCAAUGUAAUUGAGAUUGUUAAUGUGAUUCCAGCUUCAUGUAACCUUGCUACGUAUUAUAAGGUUAUUUGAUGCGAGCCUUCUUGAGUUUCUAGAUCUUGAGUUUAGAUUUUUGUACCAUGCCGCACCGUCCUCAGACGAGUCAAAAAGUUUUAUAAAAAAU